This is a messenger RNA of Erpetoichthys calabaricus (reedfish), 1416 nucleotides long. RefSeq names its product olfactory receptor 6N1-like. Gene Ontology annotation, molecular function: olfactory receptor activity; G protein-coupled receptor activity. The record is from RefSeq and is a predicted model, not a curated record. Gene Ontology annotation, biological process: G protein-coupled receptor signaling pathway. Bases 1 to 1416 code for a protein of 471 amino acids. NCBI's taxonomy places the organism in Eukaryota, Metazoa, Chordata, Cladistia, Polypteriformes, Polypteridae. Gene Ontology annotation, cellular component: membrane. The transcript is spliced from 2 exons.
AUGUCAGUCUUCAGGGCACAUCUAACCAAAGAAGUGCCAGUCCAAUCAGUCAGUCUGAUUCCGCGGGAGAUACAGACGAUGAUGGUGGAAGACCGGCUGAUGAGCUCUCUGAUCCAGAUGACACCAACUGGACGUGUAAAGAUCCGCUUGCUGUUGACACUUCUGGUGCUGCUGGGCCUGGGGAUACUGAUGCUAGUGGGCAUAUCGAAGACCAAACGAGCCCAGGGGAAAGUCCAUCUGACCUCCUUCCCACAAUUGAAUAUUCAGAUAUUGCCUGGACCCCACAAUGACACUGAUUUUUAUGUGGAAAAAGGGACACAGGUAUUUGGGACAGGUGAUGAUUAUCCACUAAGGGCUAGAAGAAGUAUUGAGAUUGAAUGGAACAAUAAAAAUGACAGUGAGAAGUCAAAGUUAUGGGAGGAAACCCAGAACAAUGACUGGCAGGCCAUGAAGAUCAAGAAGAUGAACAAUUCCAAAGCUGCAUCUUUCACAGAGUUCGAAAUUGUUGGAUUUCCGGGUCUUCAGGAGUACAAGACACUUCUUUUCUUUGGAUUCCUCAUUUUGUUUUUAAUAACACUUACUGCAAAUCUGCUGAUUCUGUUUUUCGUUGCGGUAGACCACAGGCUCCACACACCCAUGUAUUUUUUUCUUUGGAAUUUAUCCCUGUUAGAUUUACUGAUGACAAUAGCAAUUAUACCAAAACUGUUAGAAGUUCUUUUAGAAAUGAAUAAAACAAUUUCUUUUGCUGGAUGUUUUUUUCAAAUGUACUUUAUAGUUGCAGUUGGGGGAUCAGAACUGUUUUUGGUAGCUGCAAUGGCUUAUGACCGGUAUGUUGCUAUUGUGAAGCCUCUCCAGUACAACGUGAUUAUAGACAUUAAAGCAUGUAUCGCAAUAGCAGCCAUAGUGUGGUUACUGGGAUUUCUCCUUCCAAUAGUCUCAAUAGCCUUGGCAUCCUAUCUUCCAUUUUGUGCAUCCAAUAAAAUCUUGUACUGUUUUUGUGAUUAUCUAGUUGUAAUUGCCCUUUCAUGUACUGAUGUUACUCUUCACACCGAUUUGGCACUAGGACUUGCUAUGGUUGUUGUCUUCAUCCCAUUUCUUUUUGUGCUUUGGUCUUACUACAGGAUUGUAAUUUCAGUUGUCAGACUUAAGACAACCGCUAGUCGAAGAAAGGCCUUCUCGAUGUGUUCCUCACAUUUGCUUGUGGUGCUAUUUUAUUAUCUUUCUACUGCAGUUCUUUAUAUUGGUUUGCGAAUUGAAAGCAUUUCAUAUGAUGAAAGAAUUUUUAUUGGGGGUUUGAACUGUUUUCUCACUCCCUUAGUAAAUCCUUUAAUUUACACUUUAAGAAAUGAAAAGAUGAAGGAAGCAGCAAAAAAAUACCUUGAUGUGUACACCCUGUUUCGGCAGGGAUUACACUGA